This is a messenger RNA of Xenopus tropicalis (tropical clawed frog), 2261 nucleotides long. It is a transcript of the gene stk4, whose product is annotated as serine/threonine kinase 4. The record is from RefSeq and is marked provisional. Gene Ontology annotation, cellular component: nucleus; cytoplasm. Lineage: Eukaryota; Metazoa; Chordata; Amphibia; Anura; Pipidae. Gene Ontology annotation, biological process: protein tetramerization; signal transduction. Gene Ontology annotation, molecular function: ATP binding; protein serine kinase activity; protein serine/threonine kinase activity.
CUUCCGUCUGCUAGAGAUGCAGCCGCUGCUGUCUGCUCUGCUCUUCUGGGAGGAAAUGGUGAGGUGAGACUGCAAGGUGCAGGGAGUUUCAUGUACACUGACCGGAGCAGGAGCCUGGCCUCCAUGCUGUGCCCUUACCCUGCUUGCUGGAUUGUGAGUGCCGGGCCAAAGGAUGGAGACCGUACAGCUGCGGAACAACCCCAGAAGGCAUCUGAAGAAGCUAAGCGAAGAAAGUCUCAAUAAGCAGCCGGAAGAAGUUUUUGAUGUCCUCGAAAAACUUGGGGAGGGGUCCUAUGGCAGCGUAUAUAAAGCAAGCCACAAGGAAACAAGUCAGAUUGUUGCAAUUAAGCAGAUUCCCGUUGAGUCUGAUCUUCAAGAGAUUAUCAAGGAAAUAGCCAUCAUGCAGCAGUGUGAUAGCCUCCACGUUGUGAAGUAUUACGGGAGCUAUUUUAAAAACACAGACCUGUGGAUCGUCAUGGAGUUCUGUGGAGGGGGAUCCAUUUCUGACAUUAUCCGACUCCGCAAACAAACGUUGAAAGAAGAUGAAACUGCAACUAUUUUGCAGUCGACUCUCAAGGGACUGGAGUAUCUUCACUUUAUGAGAAAGAUUCACAGAGAUAUAAAAGCUGGGAAUAUAUUACUGAAUUCUGAAGGCACCGCCAAGCUCGCUGACUUCGGAGUGGCCGGGCAGCUCACAGAUACAAUGGCAAAGAGGAACACAGUCAUCGGGACACCGUUUUGGAUGGCUCCAGAAGUGAUCCAGGAAAUCGGAUACAAUUGUGUUGCUGACAUAUGGUCCCUUGGUAUCACUGCAAUUGAAAUGGCAGAAGGAAAGCCGCCAUACGCUGAAAUUCAUCCAAUGAGGGCGAUAUUUAUGAUACCUUCCAACCCACCCCCUACAUUUAGAAAACCUGAACUUUGGUCAAAGGAUUUUGUGGACUUUAUUAACCUGUGUCUUGUGAAGAACCCUGAACUGAGGUCCAGUGCCACCGAGCUUCUGCAGCACCCAUUCAUCAAAACAGCCAAAGGGGAGUCCAUUUUACGUCACUUAAUAAACGAAGCCCAGGAUGCAAAGCUGAAGAGGACUGAACUGAAACAGAGAGAAGUGGAGCCUGAAGAGGAGGAGAAUGCGGAUGAGGAUGAAGCAGACGUGGGCACCAUGGUCCAAGCAGGCAGCAAAGAUCUGAACACAAUGAAAGAGUUUAGUACAAUGAAUGAAGCAGCAGAUUGCACCAUGGUGGAAAAGGACAAACUGAACACCCAGAUGGGCACCAUGCUGAUAAAUGAUGAAGAUGAGGAGGAAACGGGUACAAUGAAACAAUGCACUGAGUCGGUACAGCCAGCCAAACCCUCAUUUCUGGAAUAUUUUGAGCAAAAGGAAAACCAGUUUGGCACCCCGGAAAAGACAACUCCGGCCCCAUCUACGGACCCCUCGGAAUGGAAAAUACCACUCAAUGGAGACUAUAGCUUUCUGAAAGACUGGAGUGUGACUGAGCUUCAGCUGAGACUGAAUUCCCUGGAUCCCAUGAUGGAACAAGAGAUUGAAGAAAUACAUCACAAGUAUCAAGCCAAGCGGCAGCCAAUCCUGGAGGCCAUAGAGUCCAAGAAACGCAGGCAACAGAACUUCUAAAAGUCUUAAAAGCACCUCUCAUAUAUGGGCUACUGACCCACAGAUACAUGUACACGUAACGCACACGCUUACACGCAUACACACACCUACACGCUUACACGCACACACAAACCUACACUCAUACACACCUACACACACACCUACACGCACACACCUACACGCUUACACGCACACACAAACCUACACUCAUACACACCUACACACACACCUACAUGCACACGCUUACACGCACACACACACACACACACCUACAUGCACACACAAACCUACACUCAUACACACCUACACGCACACACACGCUUACACGCACACACAGCAUCACAUUACUCAGGUUAUAUUCCAGUUUGCCUUGACUUGCCAUUACAUGGAUUAGUACUUGAUUUUCUUAAAGAGGAAAAAAAAAAUGACCGGUACAUUUUCAUAAAGAAUUUUUUUUAAAAGUUUAAAAAAAUAUAUAUAUAUUUGUUGCUAUAGAAAGCUAAGAUUAAAUCCAUUCAAUACGGUACCAGACCCAGUGGGCGAAAAGAGCUUUUAGCCUGAUGUAAAUAAUUUUUUUAUGUAAUGAUAUUUUUGGAGCAUUCACUGUUAAAAUAAUAUGUAUUUUAUAUCUUAAAUAAAUGAUAGAAACUCA